AUGAAUCACACCAUGAAUCACACCAUGAAUUACACCAUGAAUCACACCAUGAAUCACACCUCCCACACUGCCAGGCGGGCUGACACAAGCCGGAGAGGGCCCGGCGCCUCCGCAGCCGCCUUCCUCGUGCUUGGCCCACGCCAGUCCCUCGAUCCUGAGCGUCCUUUUCGGACCGUGCGCAAAAGGUUUCCCGCUGGCGAGCUGCAGAAGCCUUUCUUCUGGGGAGCAGAAUACCCGCGGUCCCUGAGUUACGGCGCGAUCGGAGUCAUUGUCGGGCACGAAUUCACGCACGGGUUCGAUAAUAACGGGAGAAAAUACGACAAAAACGGGAACCUCGACCCGUGGUGGUCCGCGGCCUCGGAGGAGAAGUUCAAGGAGAAGACACAGUGCAUGGUCAGCCAGUACAGCGGCUAUCACUGGCGGGAAGCGGGCUUGAACGUGAAGGGGAAGAGGACGCUGGGCGAGAACAUCGCUGACAACGGCGGCCUGCGCGAGGCCUUUCGGGCUUACCGGAAAUGGGUGAGCGACCGACGGCAGGGGGAUGAAGAGCCGCUGCUACCGGGCGUCGCGUUCACCAACAACCAGCUGUUCUUCCUGAGCUACGCGCACGUGCGGUGCGACUCCUACCGACCGGAGGCGGCCAGGGAGCAGGUCCGCAUCGGCGCUCACAGCCCCCCGCAAUUUCGGGUCAACGGCGCUGUUAGCAACUUCGAGGAAUUCCAGAAAGCGUUCGGCUGCGCUCCGCGUUCCCGCAUGAGCAGAGGCGGGAACUCCUGUCGGCUCUGGUAGCCGGGAGAGGCUCAGCUCCGCCCGCCUUUUCCCUUUAUUUCUUCGAGAAAUUUUAUUUUUUAACGCGUUUUUCAUUAUUCGGGUAGUCGACUUGCUGGGAUCGAAGCAGUAUCUGUUCAAAGUCCUUGGGCUUAAAAAAGAAUAUUCCAAAGCUGAGCCGAAUAUAUUUCGUAAGUUGCGCAAAUUUACUCUCUCGGCGUUACGAAGGGUUUAUCUUCAAAAAAAGCGGUGCUGGAUUUUGAUCCCCGGAGCAUUAUUUUUUAAAUCAGCAUCUUUCAUGCUGGUCCGUGUAGUGUUAGUGCGCGCAUGUUUGUAGGAUGAAACUGUGAUCGCAUUUAAGAGAGUGCGCAGGAUGAAACUGUCAUGGCGUUCAAGGGGCUCCUUGGUGUUCCUUGUUUAGUUUUAGCUUUAUUUAGGGUAGACAUUGUGCACGCGGUGCUGGGUUAAGUGGGCCGACAGAGAACCUCCGAAAGCAAAAUGACGAAUUCGCAUGAGCCACAGGAGGUCGUUUUGCAUCCUUUGCAUCCUUGUCGCUUGUUAUCCCUUUUGCAAAAAAAAAAAAAUAAAAAAUAAAUAAAAUAAAUAAAAAAUAAAAACUAAGUGGAAAAUGUGAUUAGUUUCUGGACG
This is a messenger RNA of Chionomys nivalis (European snow vole), 1416 nucleotides long. RefSeq names its product phosphate-regulating neutral endopeptidase PHEX-like. NCBI's taxonomy places the organism in Eukaryota, Metazoa, Chordata, Mammalia, Rodentia, Cricetidae. Bases 1 to 789 code for a protein of 262 amino acids. Gene Ontology annotation, molecular function: metalloendopeptidase activity. Gene Ontology annotation, cellular component: plasma membrane. The transcript has 8 exons. The record is from RefSeq and is a predicted model, not a curated record. Gene Ontology annotation, biological process: protein processing.